This is a messenger RNA of Fraxinus pennsylvanica, 1155 nucleotides long. Lineage: Eukaryota; Viridiplantae; Streptophyta; Magnoliopsida; Lamiales; Oleaceae. The record is from the annotation of a GenBank genome assembly.
AUGGGCUUGUUAUUUUCUCUGCUGAGACUAGAUUCAAGAAGGUUUAUCAAAAGAAAAGAUAGUGAUGCAGGAGAAGCAGGUCGUGUGUUGGAGGAACUCAGAGGUUCUCUUUACAAUGAGCUUAGGACUUCCGAAGGGGCCAAGCGCCAACAGCAAAGAUAUUGCGGUCCAUUUGUGGCAAUGUCCUUCAAUUUCAUGGUUGCUGUUGGAAUCAUUCUGGGGAACAAAUUAGUCAUGGGGAAAGUUGGAUUUAACUACCCCAUAUUCCUUACACUAAUUCACUAUGCUUCUGCUUGGAUAUUACUCGCGUUUUUCAAGGCGUUCUCAUUGCUUCCCGUCUCACCUCCUUCUAAAACUACGCCAUUCUCGUCUUUGUUUGCUUUGGGCGCUGUCAUGGCUUUUGCUUCAGGACUUGCAAAUACCAGCCUAAAGCAUAACAGUGUCGGUUUUUACCAGAUGGCUAAAAUUGCAGUAACUCCGACCAUUGUCGUUGCAGAAUUUAUUCUUUUCAGAAAGACCAUAUCAUUUAGUAAGGUUCUCGCUCUAGCUGUCGUCUCACUAGGUGUAGCAGUUGCAACUGUAACAGACUUGGAAUUCAAUUUUUUCGGUGCCUGUGUUGCCGUCGCCUGGAUAUUCCCAAGCGCCAUAAACAAAAUCCUUUGGUCUCGUCUGCAGCAGCAGGGUAAUUGGACUGCUCUUUCGUUGAUGUGGAAGACAACGCCAGUUACAGUCUUCUUCUUAGUAGUUCUUAUGCCAUGGUUGGACCCUCCCGGGGUAAUGUCUUUCAAAUGGGACGUCAAUAACGCCAGUGCCAUUCUAGUGUCAGCUUUACUCGGCUUUCUCUUACAGUGGUCCGGAGCUUUGGCACUUGGUGCUACUUCUGCAACGUCGCAUGUCGUUUUAGGACAAUUCAAAACUUGUGUGAUUCUACUAGGAGGGUACCUGCUUUUUGGUUCUGAUCCAGGAUUUGUAAGCAUUUGUGGUGCUGUCAUAGCUCUUGGUGGAAUGACAGUUUACACUUCACUUAGUUUGAAGAAAUCAAGUGACAAAGCCACCAAUUUACUUCCAAAAGAAAAUUUAGCUUCUUCAAAACCCAAGAAUGAGAAAGACAAGGAAGAACAGUCCAUUGCAGAAGAUAAGUCAAGUGUGGUUUGA